AUGAUGCAGUUUGCAGACGACACUCUUAAAGAGUUGUUAGCUUUCAUUAACUUCCUGUGCUUUCUGUUCUGCUCAGAUGAAAAGAAGUUAAAAGCUCCUGCUGUCAGGAGAGACAGGCUGAGAAAAGCUGAAGCAGGGGAGACGGCUUCUAGAGACAACACCACCCGAGAGCGGCCUGUCGGAGGCGCCCGGCUGCGCUCGGCUCUCAGGGAAGAGCUGAGGAUGAUCCACGAGAAGAUGGAGGCCAAGAGGAUCGCUCGCAUCGCGCUGGCCGAGAUCAGGGCCUUCCUCGCCGAAGAAGAGGAGGAGAAGGAGGCGGCCUGGGAGCUGAAGAUGAAGACGCUGGAGGCUGCACAGGAGCAGCUGAGGGAGGAGAGGAGGAUGAGGGAGGCAGAGAGGAGGAUAGAGGAGGAGAAGGCAGAAAGGGAAAGGAUGGAGAAAGAGAAGGCAGAAAGGGAAAGGAUGGAGAAAGAGAAGAUAGAGAAGGAGAGGAUAGAGAAGGAGAAGAUAGAGAAGGAGAGGAUAGAGAAGGAGAAGGCAGAGAAGGAGAGGAUAGAGAAGGAGAAGGCAGAGAAGGAGAGGAUAGAGAAGGAGAAGGCAGAGAAGGAGAGGAUAGAGAAGGAGAAGGCAGAGAAGGAGAGGAUAGAGAAGGAGAAGGCAGAAAGGGAAAGGAUGCAGAAGGAGAAGGCAGAAAGGGAAAGGAUGGAAAAGGAGAAGGCAGAACAGGAAAGAAUGGAGAAGGAGAGGAUAGAGAAGGAGAGGAUAGAGAAGGAGAAGGCAGAAAAGGAAAGGAUGGAAAAGGAGAAGGCGGAGAAGGAAAGGUUGACCCGGGAGAGGGCAGAAAAGGAGAGACAAGAGAUGGAAAGAUUGGCCAAAGAAAAGGCGGCCAGAGAAGAGAGGGAACGACUAGAGCGAGAGAGGGCGGAGAAGGAAAAGAUGGAGAGAGAGCGCCUGGCCAGGGAACGAGAGAGGGCGGCGAAGGAAAAGGCGGAGAGGGAACAACAGGAGAAAGAGAGACUGGAGAGGGAGAGGGCAGAAAAGGAGAGAAUGGAGAGGGAGGGCAUCACAAGAGAAAGACAGAGAAUAGCCAGAGAGAAGGCAGAGAAGGAACGAUCAGAGAGGGAGAGACUUGAGAAAGAAAGGAUUGCCAAAGAGAAAGCGGAGAAAGAGAGGCUGGAGAGGGAACGCAUCGCUAUGGAAAGAGAGCGAAUUGCCAGAGAGAGAGAGCGGCAAGAGAAGGAACGAGUCGCCAAAGAAAGAGCAGAAAAAGAAAGGCUAGAGAGGGAACGCAUCGCUAAGGAAAGAGAGAGAAUCGUAAAGGGAGAAGGUGGAGCGAGAGAGGAAAGCGACAGGGAGAGAAAAAAAGGCCAGGAAAGGGCAAGAAUUGCUCAGGAGAGGGAGAGACUACAGAAAGAAAAGUUGGAGAAGGAAAUGGCGGCGAGAGAAGAGAGGGAGAGGAUGGAGAGACUCGCUCGAGAGAAAGAGAGACUCGAGCAGCUGAGACUGGAGAAGGAAAGGACGGCCAAGGAGAGAAUGGAGGCUUAUCGAGGACAAGAUGGAGGCCGAGAGGCUGGCGAAAGUAGCAGUAAAACCGAACGCUGUCGAACGGGAAAGGGCCGUGAGGUGAUCGAGCGGAAGUCGCAAACAGUCAGGAGGGAGAAGGGGGCGCGGGUGAAAGGGGACCUUGAGACGGGGGAAGGUAGUCGUUGGCAAGCUAUCAUUGAACUCAGCUGA
Messenger RNA from Perca fluviatilis (European perch), 1734 nucleotides. RefSeq lists its product as uncharacterized. The coding region runs from base 1 to 1734 and encodes 577 amino acids. The record is from RefSeq and is a predicted model, not a curated record. Lineage: Eukaryota; Metazoa; Chordata; Actinopteri; Perciformes; Percidae. The transcript has 7 exons.